Messenger RNA from Penicillium daleae, 3255 nucleotides. RefSeq lists its product as uncharacterized. The record is from RefSeq and is a predicted model, not a curated record. NCBI's taxonomy places the organism in Eukaryota, Fungi, Ascomycota, Eurotiomycetes, Eurotiales, Aspergillaceae. The coding region runs from base 1 to 3255 and encodes 1084 amino acids. Gene Ontology annotation, biological process: transmembrane transport. Gene Ontology annotation, molecular function: oligopeptide transmembrane transporter activity. The transcript has 7 exons.
AUGGAUUUCGUUGGCUGUGGGGCUGCUCCACCGCAAUCCCACCACUCAACGCCCCCAAUUUCUCGAGAUCAGCCUGACUUGCACUGUCGAAAGCUCCAUCACCCUCGCUUGACUCGUCUACGAGCGAGACUACUGCACGGACUAACCCCAAAGAAGCUACCAAUUCCUCAUUGCGGACCCUCCGCCGUCACAACGGCCGCCAUCCCACUGCAGACGCGGAAGCGGACUUGCCCCCCGAGCCCGAGGGGACAAGAGCUCCCCGCCGAAUCGGACCGAGUCGACGAUCCCGACUCUGACGUCUCCCACGAGGAAGACGACUACGACAGCCACACGCACACCCACACGGACCCAGAGCAGGACCAUCGCAGACCCGACAAUGGAAGUAGCGACCCAGACGAGCCCCUCGAGUUAACCCCGCCCGACGAUUCCAAGUCGCUCGCUCAGCACUUCUGGGUUUUCAUGUCGCGCGCCCCUCUUCUCCGGACAUCGCCCGCGCUGGGCUCGUCAUCAUACGGAGGUGUGCGUAUUCCGCAGGACGAGUCCGACGACAAUGACGACAAUGAUUCCGAUGUUGCUGCUCGACACGAUAAACCGACCCGCGAAUGGUCUCCCGGUAGGCUGCAGCGGGCUAGCUUCGACAGCAGUGCCGAGGGACCUUCGAGCGAUGCACUCCAACAACGUCGACGAUUAUCCAAAUCCAAACAAUCACAUUCCUCCGGUCGGCGGAGGAGUAGUGCUCUUUACACAGAGGGACAUAAGCGGCGACCUUCAUCGGCCACCUCGGAUGUAGGAAUGGGUGCGGAUUCCAAGUACUCGUUUGCAACAGGACUUGCGGUACCUGGAAACCCAGUGAUGCAAGAAACUCCGGUGUCCUCGCCGUAUAUGACAACCGACGAUGAGGAUGUGUUGGAUAUUGAUGACGAGAAUACAAAACCUUUCGACGAGGAUCCUCCGGAUAAUUCGCCAUAUGCUCAAGUGCGAGCGACCGUCCCGGCGACAGAUGAUAUUACGCUCUCCGUCAAUAGUAACCAACCUUUUUUCUCCCUCCGCUACCCGAGCGUCGCUAUCACCCCAAUCAUCGCAUUGGUCUUGGUUCAUCCAUUGGGCAAGUUCUGGGACGUUCUGCUGAAACGGACGGACGACCCUAUCGAAGUUUUCGAGAAUGGAACUCUGGAUCAUCGAGAGUCACUCUCAGACGACAUUGACGCCCCUAAUCCGACUUUGCCCACCCGGAUCCGGCUUUGGCUCGCCCAAGGGCGUUGGAACGAGAAGGAACAUGCAUGCGUCUAUAUCAGCAGUAACGUCUCUUUUGGAUUUGCGUUUGCCACCGAUGUCAUCGUUGAGCAACACAAGUUCUACCAGCAGGAGGUUCCGAUCUUGUACCAGUUGCUGCUCAUCAUUUCAACCCAAGUUCUGGGUUAUGCAUUUGCCGGGUUGACUAGACGCUUCUUGGUGCGGCCUUCGGCCAUGAUCUGGCCGGGGACCCUCAUGUCUACCGCCAUGUUCUCAACCAUGCACAAGACAGCCAAUAAGAAGGCCAACGGAUGGAGCAUCUCCCGGUACAAGUUCUUCAUUCUUGUGUGGGCUGGCACUUUUGUCUGGUACUUCGUACCGGGCUUGCUGAUGCCGGCGCUCAGCUACUUUAACGUGGUGACUUGGUUCGCACCCAAGAACGUCGUUGUGUCGAAUCUUUUUGGGGUUGCGUCGGGCCUUGGGAUGUUGCCUCUGACCUUUGACUGGGCUCAGAUCGCAUAUAUCGGAUCACCCUUGCUCACGCCUUGGUGGGCAGCAGCCAACAUCGUGACGGGCUUGGUUGUGGUCAUCUGGAUCAUUGCCCCGAUCUUGUAUUAUAAAAACGUGCUCUUCUCCUCAUACAUGCCCAUCCUGUCCGCGGCAGUAUUUGACAACACAGGCCACCCAUACAACGUGAGCCGAAUCUUGACGCCGGACUUCCUCUUCGAUCAAAAAGCAUAUGAAGACUAUUCACCGGUCUAUCUCCCCAUCACCUAUGUCCUGUCAUACGGUGUUCAGUUUGCUGCCCUGACCUCCCUGGUUACCCACACCAUUUGCUGGUAUGGUAAGGAUAUCUUGCACCAGACUCGCAAGGCUUUCGAGGAGCGUACGGAUGUGCCAGACUUUGAGACAUACCAGCCCCUCCGAACAGAAAAUGGGCAUGGAUCCCCACGGCGACACGGCCGUGAGGCGUCGAGAGUCAGUUCUCAUGAUCCUAGUCGGGAGUUGCCGCUGGGAAUGGAAGAUGUGCAUUGCCGUCUCAUGAGGCGCUACAAGGACGCUCCUCUGACGUGGUACCUGAUCGUGCUCGUUACAAUGCUGGUCAUUGCCACCUACACUGUAGAGCACUACCCGGUCCACUUACCCUGGUACGGUCUUUUUCUGGCAUUGCUCAUCACCAGCGUGUUCUUCAUCCCCGUCGGCAUCAUUAUGGCUGUCACCAAUCAACACAGCAGUCUCUAUCUAAUCUGCCAGCUCUUGUGCGGGAUUGUCUUUCCUGGGCGGCCCGUUGCGAACAUGAUCUUCGUGACUUAUUCUUACAUCAGCUCCGCCCAAGGCAUCAAGUUCUCGUCGGAUCUCAAGCUUGGGCACUACAUGAAAAUUCCGCCACGCAUCCUUUUCAGUGUGCAGAUGGUGGCGACCUUGGUAUCCAGCCUGACGCAAAUUGGUGUUCUGAACUGGAUGUUCUCUUACAUCCCUGGGAUUUGCACUCCCCAGGCUCUGAACGGCUUCAACUGUCCUAUUGCGCGCGUUCAUUUUAACGGCAGCAUCCUGUGGGGUGUUGUUGGACCGCAGCGAUUCUUCGGGCCGGGUGGGCUCUAUCGACCUCUCGUCUGGGCGUUUUUGAUAGGCGCCGCAGCACCCCUCACAGCCUGGAUCUUGGGUCGUCGCAGCAAGAAGAAUUUCUGGCGGAAAGUCAAUUUCCCCAUUCUGUUUGGCAGUCUUAGCUGGAUCCCUCCUGCGACGGGUCUGAACUUUUCCGUCUGGGCGCUUGUUUGUUUCGUGUUCAACUACGUGAUCCGCCGCCGCAGGACCGCUUGGUGGGAGAAGUAUGCGAUGACGCUCUCAGCAGCUUUGGACUCGGGGCUGGCAUUUGCCGUGCUUGUGGUCUUCUUUUUCCUUAUUUACCCUGGCUGGGUUGAUGGGUUUAAGUGGUGGGGAACGGAGAUCUAUAAACAGGGAUGCGACUGGAUUGCAUGCCCGUAUAAGCGUCUAGAACCCGGGCAGAAGUUUGGUGAAUGA